CGGGGGACCCCGCGGGAGGCGGGAUUGCGGGGAGGGCCCUGGGCCGCCCCCUCCCGUCCCCUGAACGCCCCGCCUGCCCACCAGGAGCGUCAGACUAGAAGGCAAGGGCUGGCGGUGUGCCCCGCGCGCUCUGCCUGCUUGGCUCCGGGCUCCUACCUGUAGAGUCCUGGGGGGCGCCCCCUCCCCGGACACCUAUCCUGUCUCCUAUUUCGGAAACCUCCCGUCCAGCUUCCCUCGUCUUGAACAGACGGCGCUGGAACCCCGGGACAGGGUGCUAGGCUCGCUGCUGGUGACAUGUAGAUGCCCUCCCCGCCGCAAUCCAGCCUCACAACCUGGGCGCCCUCCUGGCCGGAAAGUUUGGGGCUAGGCGCCAUGGCCAAGAGCAGCUCCUUGAAUGUCCGCGUGGUGGAGGGCCGGGCGCUGCCCGCCAAGGACGUGUCUGGGAGCAGUGACCCCUACUGCAUAGUGAAAGUGGACGACGAGGUGGUGGCCAGGACAGCAACCAUCUGGCGGAGCCUGAGCCCGUUCUGGGGGGAGGAGUACACAGUGCACCUGCCCCUGGAUUUCCACCAUCUGGCCUUCUACGUGCUGGACGAGGAUACAGUGGGGCACGAUGACGUCAUAGGCAAGAUCUCACUGAGCAGGGAGGCCAUUGCAGCUGACCCGCAAGGAAUUGAUAGCUGGAUCAACCUGAGCUGCGUGGACCCGGAUGCGGAGGUGCAGGGUGAGAUCUGUCUGGCUGUGCAGAUGGUGAAGGAUGUGCGUGGCCGACGUCUUCGCUGUCAUGUGCUCCAGGCCAGGGACCUGGCCCCUCGAGACAUCACCGGCACCUCUGACCCAUUUGCACGUGUGUUUUGGGGCAGCCAGAGCUUGGAGACUUCGACCAUCAAGAAGACUCGCUUCCCACACUGGGAUGAGGUGCUGGAGCUGCAGGAGACACCAGGCUCCCCAUCCCCGCUGCGGGUGGAACUCUGGGACUGGGACAUGGUUGGCAAGAAUGACUUCUUGGGCAUGGUGGAGUUUCCCCCGCAGGUCUUGGAGCAGAACCCCCCCAAUGGCUGGUUCCACCUUCUGCCCUUUCCCAGAGCAGACGAGGACGCUGGGGGGAACCUGGGUGCUCUGCGGCUGAAGGUGCGCCUGACCGAGGACCGCGUCCUCCCCAGCCAGUACUACCAGCCACUCCGGGAGUUGCUCAUGGAGUCUGUGCUGGGGCCGGCAGAGGAGGAUGCUGCUAGCCCCCUGGCUGUCCUGGAGGAGCUGACCUCAGGGGACUGCCGCCAGGAGCUUGCCACCAAGCUGGUGAAGCUCUUUCUUGGCCGGGGCCUGGCUGGGCCCUUUCUGGACUAUCUCACCCGGCGCGAGGUGGCACGUACCACCGACCCCAACACCCUCUUCCGUUCUAACUCCCUGGCAUCCAAGUCAAUGGAACAGUUUAUGAAGCUCGUGGGCAUGCCCUACCUGCACGAGGUCCUGAAGCCGGAGAUUAGCCGCGUCUUCGAGGAGAGGAAGUACAUGGAGCUGGACCCUUGCAGGAUGGACCUGGGCCGCACCAGGAGAAUCUCCUUCAAGGGUGCGUCCUCAGAGGAGCACGUGCGGGAGGCCAGCCUGGAGCUGCUGACCGGCUACCUGGGGCCCAUCGUGGAUGCCAUUGUGGGCUCCGUGGGGCGCUGCCCGGCCGCCAUGCGCCUCGUCUUCAAGCAGCUGCACCAGCGUGUGGAGGAGCGCUUCCCCCAGGCGGAGCACGAGGAUGUGAAGUACCUAGCCAUAAGCGGCUUUCUCUUCCUGCGAUUCUUUGCUCCUGCCAUCCUCACCCCGAAGCUGUUUGACCUCCGGGACCACCACGCAGAUCCCCAGACCGGCCGCUCACUGCUGCUGCUUGCCAAGGCUGUGCAGAGCAUCGGAAACCUGGGCCAGCAACUGGGCCAGGGCAAGGAGCUGUGGAUGGCCCCCCUGCACCCCUUCCUGCUGCAGAGUACUUCACGUGUGAGAGACUUUCUAGACCAGCUGGUGGACGUGGAUGGGAAGGAGGAGGCUGGGGGCCCAGCCAGGGCCCUGGUCCCACCCUCGGUGACUGUUCGAGAAGGCUACCUGCUGAAGCGCAAGGAGGAGCCCACCGGCCUGGCCUCACGCUUUGCCUUCAAGAAGCGGUACUUCUGGCUCAGCGGGGAGAUGCUCUCCUACUCCAAGAGUCCUGAGUGCCAGAUGCGCACCUCCAUCCCGGUGUCGCACAUCCGCGCGGUGGAGUGCGUGGACGAGGGCGCCUUCCAGCUGCCGUACGUGAUGCAGAUGGUGACGCAGGACGGCGCGGGGGCGCCGCACACCACCUAUCUCCAGUGCAAGAAUGUGAACGAGCUCAACCAAUGGCUGUCGGCCCUGCGCAAAGCCAGCGCCCGCAACCCGGACAAGCUGGCCACCUGCCACCCGGGCGCCUUCCGCAGCGCCCGCUGGACCUGCUGCCUCCAGGCCGAGCGCUCAGCUGCCGGUUGCAGCCGCACACACUCGGCUGUCACCCUGGGGGACUGGAGUGACCCGCUGGAUCCCGAUGCUGAGACUCAGAUGGUAUAUCGGCAGCUGCUCCUCGGGCGGGACCAGCUCAGGAUGAAAUUCCUGGAGGAUUCCAACAUGGAUGCAACUCCGGAGGCAGACCCAGAGAGGGGCUCCAGUGCCACGGAAGGGGCCUGUCCUGAUGCCCUGGCUGGGCAGAGAGAGGCCGCCGCCCGCCUGCUGGAGGUGCUCGCAGACCUGGAUCAAGCCCAUGAGGUGUUCCAGCAGAAGGAGCAGGGGAAGGUGGCCCUGGGGUGCCUCAGACCCUGAGGAGAUGCCAGAGUGAGCCCAGAAGGAGGAGUAAGGAGCUGGUGGGCCCUUCCCGGCAUCCCCAUCCCAGGAGUCUCCUCAUGGCUGUCCUGUGCCUCACUGAUGCUGUGGCUCGCAGGCUUCUGGAAAUAUCCUAGUCCCAUGUGUCCUAAGCCUGGAAUGCAGGGCAUUGAAGCCCUCUGGCAGGGGACCAGCCUUGUACUGAAUGAGUCUCACCCUCUGGGUUGAGGCAGACUGGAGUAGAUGGAAUAAGGAAUCUGACUCACUUGGCUAAGCCUGAGGUCUUUACUUCACUGUACUGGCCUCUACCCACACUGACCAGGUCAGUCUGGCCCUGAGCUGCUGGAUACAGCUGUACCUGAAUCCCUAAUACACAUGUGGCCCCAGACAGGCACUAAACGGGCUCAGCCCUUCCUGUU
Camelus dromedarius (Arabian camel) is the source of this 3233-nucleotide messenger RNA. It is a transcript of the gene RASAL1, whose product is annotated as RAS protein activator like 1. The transcript is spliced from 21 exons. Gene Ontology annotation, biological process: negative regulation of Ras protein signal transduction; cellular response to calcium ion; intracellular signal transduction. Bases 301 to 2814 code for a protein of 837 amino acids. Gene Ontology annotation, molecular function: GTPase activator activity. Lineage: Eukaryota; Metazoa; Chordata; Mammalia; Artiodactyla; Camelidae. The record is from RefSeq and is a predicted model, not a curated record.